GGUCGCAAUGUCGCUUUAAGACAGAGUGCGUCUCAAACAUCUACCUAUGUGGAGAUAGGGAUUGAUACCCAAGCAUCAAACGCCAUCGAUGGCAAUACAAAUGGGAGUGUAGUUUACAACACCUGCUCACACACGGCCCACGAAGAUCAAUCCCCCAGUUGGAAUGUGAAGUUUGAUCGCCCUCAAGCUGUCUACAGAUUUCUUUUGUAUAAUCGAUUUUUUAAU
Molecule: messenger RNA, 225 nt
Organism: Lymnaea stagnalis (great pond snail)
Lineage: Eukaryota; Metazoa; Mollusca; Gastropoda; Lymnaeidae
Source: the annotation of a GenBank genome assembly